This is a messenger RNA of Paramecium primaurelia, 228 nucleotides long. Lineage: Eukaryota; Ciliophora; Oligohymenophorea; Peniculida; Parameciidae. The record is from the annotation of a GenBank genome assembly.
AUGUCAAUUGAAUGUUCUUUUGAAUGCAUCACUCAAUCAUGUAAUUAAUACAAUGGCCAAUCUGAUUGCAAUUAUAUAUACACCUCCUAUACACUUAGAGAAAUAGCUCUUUGUUACUGGGAUUCCCUUUAUGAUGAAUGCAUAAGUGCUUCCAUAUCAUUAGCAAAACGAUUAAUACCACUAACUCAACAUAAUGUUAUGUAAAUACAGGAUAUGUAUAUCACUUGA